UUUACAAUAAAAUGAGAGAGUACGAAAAAGCAAAAGAUUUUUAUAAACGUUCGAUGGAAAUUGAAACGAAAACAAUUGGACCCAGCCAUGUUAACAUUUUGACAACGUAUUACAAUCUGGGUUCAGUUUACAAAGAUAUGGGAGAGUACGAAAAAGCAAAAGAUUUUUAUGAACGUGCGAUCGAAAUUGAAACGAAAGCAUUUGGACCUGACCAUGUUAAUAUUGCGACAACGUACAACAAUCUGGGUUCAGUUUACAGAGAUAUGGGAGAGUACGAAAAAGCAAAGGAUUUUUAUGAACGUGCCAUAGAAAUUCAAGCAAAAGCAUUUGAACCUGAUCAUGUCUAUAUUGCGUCAACGUACAACAAUCUGGGUUCAGUUUACGAAGAUAUGGGAGAGUACGAAAAAGCAAAAGAUUUUUAUGAACGAGCGAUCGAAAUUGAAACGAAAGCAUUUGGACCUGACCAUGUUAAUAUUGCGACAACAUACAACAAUCUGGGUUUGGUUUACAGUAAUAUGGGAGAGUACGAAAAAGCAAAAGAUUUUUAUGAACGAACGAUAGAAAUAAAAACAAAAGCAUUUGGAGCUGACCAUGUUAAUAUGGCAGCAACGUACAACAAUUUGGGUUCUGUUUACCAAGGUAUGGGAGAGUACGAAAAGGCAAAAGAUUUUUAUGAACGAGCGAUAGAACUUGAAACGAAAGCAUUUGGACCUGACCAUGUUAAUAUUGCGACAACGUACAACAAUCUGGGUUUGGUUUACAGAGAUAUGGGAGAGUACGAAAAAGCAAAAGAUUUUUAUGAACGAGCGAUGAAAAUUGAAACAAAAGCAUUUGGACCUGACCAUGUUAAUAUUGCGACAACGUACAACAAUCUGGGUUCAGUUUACAGAGAUAUGGGAGAGUACGAAAAAGCAAAAGAUUUUUAUGAACGAACGAUAGAAAUUAAAACAAAAGCAUUUGGACCUGACCAUGUUAAUAUUGCAACAACGUACAACAAUCUGGGUUUGGUUUACAGAGACAUGGGAGAGUACGAAAAAGCGAAAGAUUUUUAUGAACGAGCGAUGAAAAUUGAAACAAAAGCAUUUGGACCUGACCAUGUUAAUAUUGCGACAACGUACAACAAUCUGGGUUUGGUUUACAGAGAUAUGGGAGAGUACGAAAAAGCAAAAGAUUUUUAUGAACGAGCGAUAGAAAUUGAAACGAGAACAUUUGGGCCUGACCAUGUUAAUAUUGCAACAACGUACAACAAUCUGGGUUUGGUUUACAGAGACAUGGGAGAGUACGAAAAAGCGAAAGAUUUUUAUGAACGAGCGAUGAAAAUUGAAACAAAAGCAUUUGGACCUGACCAUGUUAAUAUUGCGACAACGUACAACAAUCUGGGUUUGGUUUACAGAGAUAUGGGAGAGUACGAAAAAGCAAAAGAUUUUUAUGAACGAGCGAUAGAAAUUGAAACGAGAACAUUUGGGCCUGACCAUGUUGAUAUUGCAGCUAUGUACAACAAUCUGGGUUCAGUUUACAGAGAUAUGGGAGAGUACGAAAAAGCAAGAGAUUUUUAUGAAUGUGCCAUAGAAAUUCAAGCAAAAGCAUUUGAACCUGACGAUGUCUAUAUUGCGACGACGUACAACAAUCUGUGUUCGGUUUACUAUAAUAUGGGAGAGUACGAAAAAGCAAAAGAUUUUUAUGAACGAGCAAUGAAAAUUUUAACCAAUUUAAUUGGUGCUGAUGAGAAAAACAUGGGACUUUUCAUAAAAGCAACGAAAGAUUUAGAUCUCACAGUUGAUACCGUGAAGAAGCAUUAUGUACCUCCCAUUGAUGAUGUAAAGAACAAUGAUGAUUUCUUUAUCAAAAAUUUUCUUAACGAACAUAACGAUAUUCGAGAUGAGAUUCUUGACAAAUUAAAGAGUUUUUCUUGGAUUUGUGGUGGAUAUGGUGUACGGUGGAAACCUCGUCUUUCUUUGUUUGUGACUGUAGCAGCAGAAAGACAAAAUGAUGAAGAUGCAUUAAGAAAAGAAAUUGAUGAAACUUUUGGAUGGAAAGCUUCUCAUUACUUUGAAUUUAUACCGGAACCACAAGAGAAAUCGCAAUUUCGUUGGUCACAAGACAUAGAAGUCAUAAAAAGGGAGAAAGGUCCAAAUCCCACGAGAGGAAAUAUUGAAGAUGAGUGUGAAACAAAGGCACAAGGUCUUCCUGAUCACUAUGCCAGUUUUAAAGACGAUUCUAACGAAGAAAGUUCCAUCGAUGUUAACCCUGGUUAUAGUACGUCAAAGAAGUACUCUCGUCAUAAAUCCAAUGAUGAUCGUUUAUUUGAAGAAAUGUUUCUUGAUAAAAGAUUUGCCAUUCGAAAAGAUGUGCGUAUGAAGCUCAAAAGUUUACCUUGGAUGCGGGGAGAGUAUGGAAAAGUCGGUCCAAACGAGAAGAUACCGUGUUUACAUUUGUUUAUCACAGUUGAUUAUGAUAAUGGAGAUUUUGAUGAAGAUAUAUUGAAAAAUGAAAUAAAUAAGAAUUUUGAACAUUAUGCUUUGAGGUAUUUUGAAUUUCGUCCGAAACCAUCCACGACACCGAAGCUUCAACUGCUAUCAAAGAUUGAAGUAGGAAGUAACAAUGGGACAGUUUCAAGAGGCACAUUAACAAUGUUCUGUUGUCACAACGGGAUACAUUACGCGUUAACAUGUUGCCAUGUUUGUUACAACGGAGAUGGUGUUGACACAUUGUAUGAAAUGCAAAAUCAGAACAAAAAUGACCCAAACAAAUUCAAAUUACAUUUGAAUACAAAUCAAUACAACUACACGUCGCCUCCAAGUCCAUUAGGGCAUUUCAACAGCUAUAAUUUAGAAAAGAAUACGGACAUUUUGUCAAUAGAAGUCAAUGGAAAUGUUUUAGAAACAGUGGAUUGUAGACGAAGAGGAAUACAAAACCCAACUUGGAAUGGUGUAUGGGAGGAGCUGCACGAACGAGUUAACAUAGCACGUGAGCUAGUUGAAGUGAAAAAAUAUGACAAUAGGCGUUUGAAAGGAGAAAUUGUUAAUGAUUCUUAUUCCUGUUAUGAUCCUGAAAACAGGAUUGAUAUUGAUGAUGCUGUUUUGGUGCAGUGCGAUGAAACUUUCCUUGAAAAGGGUGAGUCAGGUGUGCUGGUAUAUUUCCAUGAUGAAGAUGGUAGAAGAAUUCCUUUUUGUUAUGGUGUUGGUGCGUAUUAUUACGAAAAGAUCUGCGACCCCGAGUAUGAGUACUGUUUAUGUUUCAAACUAGAUAUAGCUUUGGAAAAUUUAUUUGGUGAAGAGAACUGUGGCUGUUUUCAUGAAUGUGCGAAUGAUGUUUGAUUGUAGCUAAAACAUCUUCUCAUUUUUAAUUAUAUUUCAUUUAAUUAUAUAGCUAUCUAUAGCAUGUUACAUGGUAGACUGCAAUUCAUAUUAAAAGCAGUAUUAGAUA
Xenia sp. Carnegie-2017 is the source of this 3426-nucleotide messenger RNA. RefSeq names its product tetratricopeptide repeat protein 28-like. The record is from RefSeq and is a predicted model, not a curated record. Gene Ontology annotation, cellular component: kinesin complex. The transcript has 8 exons. NCBI's taxonomy places the organism in Eukaryota, Metazoa, Cnidaria, Anthozoa, Malacalcyonacea, Xeniidae. The coding region runs from base 12 to 3317 and encodes 1101 amino acids. Gene Ontology annotation, molecular function: protein binding.